Messenger RNA from Physcomitrium patens, 2558 nucleotides. Its product is annotated as peptide-N(4)-(N-acetyl-beta-glucosaminyl)asparagine amidase. Lineage: Eukaryota; Viridiplantae; Streptophyta; Bryopsida; Funariales; Funariaceae. The record is from RefSeq and is a predicted model, not a curated record. Gene Ontology annotation, cellular component: cytosol; nucleus. Gene Ontology annotation, molecular function: peptide-N4-(N-acetyl-beta-glucosaminyl)asparagine amidase activity. Gene Ontology annotation, biological process: protein deglycosylation; glycoprotein catabolic process.
UGAACCGAUUGCUACAGAGAGUGGCUUUGGGAGCUAAGGCCUUCGUAGCGAUGGCCUACCGAUUGUUCCAUGUCGAGUAUCCGAUCCCUCCCACACAUUCUUCGAUUGCCACUGGCACUGAAGAGCCAGCUUCGUCACGCGUCUCGUCACCAGUUUUUACAGAAUUCAUUCUGGUUAGGCAAGUUCAUUCUUAACUAUACCGUCAGGCGGAAAGCAACAUUUUUAAGCCGCAUCUGUAUCCGCUCCCGUUUGGCCUAUUUUCCCUUGUUGUGAGAAGAUAUGGGUUUUCACAAACUAUUGGUUGUUCAUGACGGGCAAUCUCAUACUGUGGACUAUGAGAGUGAUGAGGGGGAGGAUAUUCUCAAGGUACAGCUCUUCUCUGUUACUAAUGUUCUUCCUGAGAAUCAAAACCUUCCAAAUCUUACGGAGUUAGUGAGUGGACUACAGUCAUUAACCCUAGUUGAAGGACAAGAUGGCAUAUUUACUCUGAAGUCGCUUGGUGAAAAGCGAGUACCUGUGCCUGUUGUACAGCCUUCUUCAAUUGUCACCAUCCCACUUUCUGUUCAAAGUGAUGAAGAUUUAGCUCGAGCUCUACAAGCAGAAGAGGAUGCAUUAUUUGCUCAACGACAGCAAAGGGUAGAUCAGAGUUCACGUGGUCGAGCAACAUUGGAGGCCAAGCUCCAAUCAUACUACGAGCAAGUCAUGCAAUACGAAGACCUUGCUCGUCAGAAUGCUGCAAGGUCUUCUGUAUCAAUAGAUGAGCUUGAAGAGAAAGCACUGGUAGCUUUGGCGAAGGAAGGGAAAUCAAUUGUAAGCGAUUCUGAGAAAGAUAUUGCCAUAUUAGUGCAGCUUCUUUUAUGGUUUAAAAAGUCUUUUAAAUGGGUUAAUCAGCCUGACUGUACAGAUUGUGGUUCAAAGUCUUUUAUGAUUGGGAGGGGCAACUCUACUGCUGAGGAACUAAGGUAUGGCGCCAGCCGGGUAGAGUUGUUUAGGUGCAGCGGUUGUCAGAGGGAGAUCAGAUUCCCUCGUUACAGCGAUGCAAUGAAGCUGCUUGAGACAAGGUCUGGGAGGUGUGGUGAGUGGGCUAAUUGUUUUACUUUGUACUGUCGAGCCUUUGGUUAUCAAGCUCGCCUUGUGCUAGAUUUUACGGACCAUGUGUGGACAGAAUGUUUUUCUACAGUCCACAAUCGAUGGAUGCAUUUUGAUCCAUGUGAGGCAGCCUUUGACAAACCUUUACUGUAUGAGAGUGGUUGGAAUAAGAAGCUCAAUUACGUCUUCGCUCUUGCAAAUGACGGUGUAUACGACGUCACGAAGCGGUAUACUCGAAAGUGGAGUGAGGUAUUGUCCCGACGAACUGAAGCGACUGAGGCUGUGGUGCAAGACGUGGUGUCUGCUUUGACAGCUCGUGCCCGGAUUUCGAAGCCUACCCAUGAAUUGAGGACGUUGCAAAUACGUGACAGUCAGGAGAAGGAGGAACUACAAGCUUCAGUAAUGGAAAUUUCAUCCUCUCCGUCUCCAUUGCCAGGUCGGCAGAGUGGGUCACAGCAGUGGCGAAUGCUGCGUGGAGAAGUUGGGAGUGCUGGAAAUGUUUCUACUUCUCUCUCUGUCCCAGUUCGGACUUGUGCCGAUGAACACGUCAGGGACAUUCUCAUGGCCCUUGGGGAUCUUCUUAGAUCCACAGAUCCAACUAAAGUGAUAAGUCUCUGGCGUAGAGUGCUCCUAAAACUUCAAUCGCAACCCUACAAAAUGCGACGGGAGCUGUUUGGGAAGCAUGCUUGGUUGAAGGAUGAGUGCUCACUACCCUUACUUCAAGCUGUUGGUUUAAAGAGAGAGAUACAGGAUGAUGAUCGUGUAUUACUCCUGCUUGAAGGGAAUCCCGUCAAAACUGCUUUAGCCCUCCCAGUUGCCAUCGAGCAAUUGGAAAAUCUCAGCCAAGAACUCGAAAAGAAGGGGGUUGUUAAUGUUGACCUGACAGUCUUCUCCAAAUGGAGAAGGCUGAGCGGUGGUAAUGCAUGUGCAAGUGGCGAGGAACUUCCAUUUGAAGUUGCAUCUGCUGCGUUUGAUGGUUUGAGGGGUACGAAGUGGCUGGAUCCAAAGGGUGCUACUGGUGGAUGGAUAGAAUAUAGACUGCCAGCAGGGACUUCCGCCACUCUUGUGGGCUAUCAGGUCACUUCUGCCAAUGAUUGCCCAGAGAGAGAUCCUAUGGCAUGGGUGGUUGAGGGGCUGGCUGAUGGGAGUGAUAAUGUCGCACAGAUAUGGAAGCUCCUGGAUUCACAAGGCGAACAAUUCAACGACCGGUAUCUGAAAAAACGCUACGUAGUUGAUCCAGAGAAGAUGUUCCCGUGUUCUGUGUUUAGGUUUCGUUGCUUGUCAGCGCGAGAGACAUCAAGCUCACAAAAUACCAUACUUCAGGUAGCGAACAUAGAUUUCUUCUCUUCUGAGAGCCAGUAGCUUAUGAUGCCCUGUUGUGCUGCAUAUUUCUUUGUAUUUUUACUGUGCAGCUUUUCUGUAUUGCGACACACAUUAAUGUUAUUUCGGAGGUAUUAUUAUUUCCAGUA